This is a messenger RNA of Orycteropus afer afer, 284 nucleotides long. NCBI's taxonomy places the organism in Eukaryota, Metazoa, Chordata, Mammalia, Tubulidentata, Orycteropodidae. The record is from RefSeq and is a predicted model, not a curated record.
AGUGACAAAAUCAUCAGAUCUGGAGGAAGGAGAACUGAGAUGGAAUGUGGAUGAAGGAGAUUGGAGUCCAGAGAGCAGUUACAAGGCAGUUAACAGUUUAACCCAGAAGAAUCUAGAUAAAAAAUACGAUUUUCCCAUACCUUUGAAUGAAGCUUCCAAAAUAAUGAAGAAGAAAAAGAAAGAGGUUUCAGUGUGGAAUGGAGUAUACAAAGUCAUUUCUAGAAUGCUUGAAGAAAAUGAAAAAUAUAGACUCAGACUGAAUUCCCAGCGAUUAUCUGGUGAAC